Molecule: messenger RNA, 3692 nt
Organism: Seriola dumerili (greater amberjack)
Lineage: Eukaryota; Metazoa; Chordata; Actinopteri; Carangiformes; Carangidae
Gene: myo1g
Product: unconventional myosin-Ig-like
Exons: 22
Coding region: 115-3147 (1010 amino acids)
Biological process (GO): actin filament organization; vesicle transport along actin filament
Cellular component (GO): cytoplasm; vesicle; plasma membrane
Molecular function (GO): ATP binding; microfilament motor activity; actin filament binding
Source: RefSeq, a predicted model, not a curated record
CAGCACCAGAAGUCGACCAUACUUCUCUUUCUUCUUCCUUGAACCGCUCUCUGUUCCUCUGCGUCUUGUUCGUCUCUUAUUUCUGUGUGUUAGGGUUAGCCACAGCAGACCGGCAUGGCGGAGCUGGAGGGCCUGGAGUUUGGGAAGUCAGACUUCGUGCUCCUGGACGAGGUGACGAUGGAGCAGUUUAUGGAGAAUCUGAAGUUGAGGUUUGAGAAGGGUCGAAUCUACACCUUCAUCGGAGAAGUGGUCGUCUCUGUUAACCCUUACAGACAAAUGGACAUUUAUGGCAAAGACAACAUUGAUGCGUACCGGGGCCGGGAGCUGUAUGAAAACCCUCCUCACCUGUACGCAGUGUCUGAUGCUGCCUACAAGGCCAUGAAGAGAAGGGCCAAAGACACCUGCAUCGUCAUAUCAGGAGAAAGUGGAGCAGGAAAAACAGAAGCCAGUAAAUACAUCAUGCAGUAUAUCGCAGCCAUCACAAACCCAAGCCAGAGGGCGGAGGUGGAGAGUGUGAAAAAUGUGCUGCUCAAGUCCAACUGUGUGCUGGAGGCCUUCGGGAACGCCAAGACAAACCGCAACGACAACUCCAGCCGCUUCGGCAAGUACAUGGACAUCAACUUCAACUUCAACGGCGACCCCACUGGAGGACACAUCAACAACUACCUGCUGGAGAAGUCCAGGGUGGUCCAGCAGCAGGACGGGGAGAGGAACUUCCACUCGUUUUACCAGUUACUGCGUGGAGGCUCAGAGGAAACACUGCAGUCAUUUCACCUGCACAAUGAUCCUGCUGAGUAUGUGUACACCAGAGAGGGAGCUGCAACAACCACGUCCAACAACGACCGGUCGAGCCACAGAGCCGUGAUGAGCGCGCUGGAAGUGAUCGGCUUCUCCAAAGAGGAGAUUACCUCCAUUUAUCAGAUCCUCGCCUCCAUUCUGCUGCUGGGUAACGUGCAGUUUGAGAGCGAUGGUGAGAGUGUUCAGAUCGUGGGACUGGAGGCCGUGAACCACAUCUCUGAGCUGACGGCCACAGACCCGGAGAGCGUCAGUAAGACGCUGCUGUACCGCACUGUGGCCACCGGGGGCGGCGAGGUGAUCGAGAAGGGCCACACAGAGCAGCAGGCCUGCUUCGGACGGGACGCCUUCGCCAAGGCUCUGUAUGAAAGACUCUUCGGCUGGAUCGUUGGCCGCAUCAACAGUGUCAUCGAAGUGAAAGACUACAACCCAGUGCUUCAUGGGAAAAACACCGUCAUCGGCGUGCUGGAUAUCUACGGCUUUGAGAUCUUUGAUAACAACAGUUUCGAACAGUUCUGCAUCAACUACUGCAACGAGAAGCUGCAGCAGCUUUUCAUCGAGCUGAUCCUCCGACAGGAACAAGGAGAAUACCAGAGGGAGGGCAUCACCUGGCAACAUAUCGACUACUUCAACAACCAGAUCAUCGUCGACCUUGUGGAGCAGCCGCACAAGGGCAUCAUCUCCAUCCUGGACGAGGCCUGCCUCACUGUGGGUAACGUCACUGACACCGUCUGCCUGGACAGCAUGGACACCAAACUGGCCCAGCACCCCCACUACACCUCCCGCAAGCUCAGCCCCACUGAUAAAACCAUGGAGUUUCAGAAACACUUCAGGAUCCGUCACUAUGCCGGAGACGUCACAUAUUCUGUGGAGGGUUUCUUGGACAAGAACAAGGACCUUCUCUUCCAGGAUUUCAAGCGGCUCAUGUUCAACAGUGCUGACCCAGUCCUGAAGGAGAUGUGGCCAGAUGGUCAGCUGAGCAUCACUGAGGUCACCAAACGACCUCUGACCGCCGCCACCCUCUUCAAGAACUCCAUUGUGGCCUUGGUGGAUAAACUGGCGUGCAAGGAGCCGUACUACGUGAGAUGCAUCAAACCCAACGAGAUGAAGUCUCCGGUGCUGUUUGACGACGCCCGCUGUCAGCACCAGGUGGCCUACCUCGGCCUGCUGGAGAACGUGAUGGUGCGCAGAGCGGGCUUCGCCUACAGGCAGCCCUACGCUCGCUUCCUGCAGCGGUAUAAAAUGACGUGCGAGUACACCUGGCCGAACCACCUGAUGGCCUCAGACCGGGAGGCCGUGGAGGCUAUCGUCACCCAGCACGGUUUCCAGGACGACGUGGCGUACGGUCACACCAAGCUGUUUGUCCGAACGCCACGAUCUCUCUUCACCCUGGAGCAGGAGAGAGCAGCGCUCAUCCCCAUCCUGGUGCUGUUCCUGCAGAAGGUAUGGCGUGGGGCUUUAGCUCGUAUGAGGUGCCAGCGGAUGAGGGCCAUCUACGCCAUCAUGGGCUGCUACAAGCGCUACAAGGUCAAGGCUCAUUUCUGGGAGGUGGAGCGGAGGUUCGCUAACGUGAGAACGAUGGCCGACUACGGAAAGAGCGUGGAGUGGCCGACCCCCCCCGCAGCUCUGUCCCAGUUUCACAACAACACAGUCAUGCUGCAUCGCAGGUGGUGGGCGAGGCAGAUCGUGAAGAACAUCCCUCCGUCUGACAUGUUGGAGGUUCGGGCCAAAGUGGCGGCUCUGACGGCUCUGAGCGGAGAGAGGAAAGACUGGGGCGUCAGCAGAGCCUGGGAGAGGGACUACCUGGCUAAUGUGAGAGACAGUCCUCAGACAAACUCCGCCUUCAUCCGUGUUUCCAAGGAGCUGAGGAACAAAGACGAGUACAGUCAGGUCCUGUUCUCUGGCUUCUGCAGGAAGGUGAAUCGAUUCAACAAAAGCACAGACCGCGGUGUCCUCGUCACAGACAAGUACGUCUACAAAUUAGAGCCGAAGAAACAGUACAAGGUUUUGAAGAGGCUUCCUUUAGACGCUUUCACAGGCCUGAGCGUGACCUCCGGGAUUGACCAGAUGUUGGCGCUGCACACGUCCUCUGAGGACGAUGUCCUGCUGUGUCUGCAGCGAGGGGAGCUGUGCCCCAACCAGGACCGGGUGGGCGAGCUGGUGGGAGUGCUGGUCGACCACUUCACACGCAUCAGAAAAGUCCAGUUUCCUGUGAAGGUUUGUCGUUCGGCCGUUCAGCUCCACAUGCGAGGAAAACCCAAGAGCGUCACCGUGGAAACGAAAGCCGGUCAGGCUGCCGCAGAUUUCAAGAAGAGUCGAGACGGUUUCGUCCUGCUGGUCCCCGGGAACUGAGUCCAUCAACCAGAACCACCACAGACCUCGUAGACUCGGACCCACUGGAGCGGUGUGUCUGACAUUUCCACAUGUGAAGUGCUCGAAUAUCAGAGGAUGUAAAUCUGCGUCAGUUUACUGCUAGAAUUUUUAAAUUGUUCUUUCACAAAGGUUUUGAAGUUUUAACUCAGAAGAAUGUUUCCUGCGUCCUGAGCUGCAGAGACGAGGAUCACCGGACAGUGUCGAACAGUUCAGGAGCCAAAUGUGGGAAAUUCAGACCUGAUUAGUUUUUAUGUCGUGUAGAGACUCAGCUGGAGUCCAUGUCUGAUUCUGUCUCUGCUGUUUUUAUUCUUUUGUAUCUGAAGUUAUAUUUUAUAGACAAAAUGAACAAAAACUUAAAUACUUAAAAAAUAAAAGCGCUUUUUAUUGACAAAUUUACCAUCACAUGCAUCAACACAAUCAAAACCAAAAAAUAUAUUUUUGUACAUUCAGAAGAACUGUGUCAAACCAAACUGUGUGACAGUUGUUCCAUGUCAGAAGAAAUAAAAAAAAGAAAGAAAAACAAA